Cetraspora pellucida is the source of this 708-nucleotide messenger RNA. NCBI's taxonomy places the organism in Eukaryota, Fungi, Glomeromycota, Glomeromycetes, Diversisporales, Gigasporaceae. The record is from the annotation of a GenBank genome assembly.
AUGGAUAGCAUUCCUUUGAGUCAAAAACGAUUUUCAAAUUCUAAACGUCCUUACUUUACACCUCGUUUCUCACCUCCAACAGAACUACAUGAAGAAUACUAUAGAAAAAUUAACAUUCAUUAUUCACCACCUUUAAUACCUAAUUCAUCUUUCAAUGCGAUCACAAACAAACGAAUUUUCCCAAUGUCGCAUUAUCAAAAUACCGAAACAUCAGAUAAUGUGGCUACAGAAAUGUCAGAAAUGUCAGAUACUUCAUACCUAAAAACAAAAAACGAUAAAAUUUUCAGAAAAACACUUAAAAAUAAAUUACGUAAAGAAAUCAAUAAUUACAAAGCCGAUCUUAAAACUUUAUCAAAUGAACGUGAUAAAAUAAGUAAUUGUUAUGUAGCAAUAGCAACAUUGGAACGUAUGAUUAAAACUAAGAAUCCAAGUAAUGGAUUUCGAGAAGGAGUUUACGAAGUAUUGAAAGCUUUAUCAACUAAUCCUGGGGAUAAUAUGAAUUUAACAAAUCAAAUCAUAUCAACAAUGUUAGAAAUUAUCAUAAAAAUCUGGCAAGAUAAAGGAUUUGGUAGAUGUGCGAUAUGUAAAUUCGGAGUUGUUAUAGAAUCUACCAGUGAUGUCAAUAAUUUGUGGGAUACACCUAGCUGGGCUAGAUGUACAUUCCCGACUUUAAUAGAUAUUAUGGUUAGGUAUAGAUAUUAUGGUUAG